Molecule: messenger RNA, 1142 nt
Organism: Etheostoma cragini (Arkansas darter)
Lineage: Eukaryota; Metazoa; Chordata; Actinopteri; Perciformes; Percidae
Gene: cabp2a
Product: calcium binding protein 2a
Exons: 7
Coding region: 380-1099 (239 amino acids)
Molecular function (GO): calcium ion binding
Source: RefSeq, a predicted model, not a curated record
CAGCACCUGACCACACCCCGUCGGUCUGCAGCACCCUGCUGCUAUUCCAUAAUAUCACACUACAUGUCUCAAAGCUCAUGAUUACAGCUUCCGACAACCUAUAAUAUUGAUGGCGACAUCAUAUGCCUACCUUGCCUCUCACUUGACCAAUAGGAUCUUGGAUUGCAGCACUUGCACUGCCAGGGAUCCUUACUUGCUUUCAGUAGUAGUGGUGCCUUUACCUCACUGGGUGUGAAAGACAUUGCCCCAUGGAAAGCCCUGGAUUGAGUAUGGAUUUUGGACUGUUAUGUGACAGUUGAGCAGAGAGGGAGAGGAAGAGAAACAAGGGAGAAGUGUGGGGGACAGGAGGAGGAUAAGACAAGAAUAAACGGCCAGGGAGAUGGGAAACAUUAACAAAGCUUCUAAAAAGAACCGUAAAAGGAAGAAGGGGGAGUUGCCCAUCGGACAAAGCGGCGCCCCAUUGGCCGCAGCCAUGCUGGGGGGCCUGGGGGGUGCAGGUGAGGUAGACACGGAUGACGAGGAAGAAGGAGGGAGCGAGCAGGACAUUGAUGAGCCCCUGUGCGCUCUGGUUAAGAACUGCAACAUGCUGCACCACUUAGUGGGGCCUGCUUGUAUCUUCCUCAGACAGAGCUUUGCACAGAGCCAGCUUGACAGAGAUCUACGACCAGAGGAAAUGGAAGAGCUGCGUGAGGCAUUCAGGGAGUUUGACAAAGACAAGGAUGGCUUCAUCAGCUGUAAAGACCUGGGCGAGUGCAUGAGGACUAUGGGAUACAUGCCGACAGAGAUGGAACUGAUAGAACUCAGCCAGCAGAUAUGUGGCGGCAAAGUGGACUUUGAGGACUUUGUGGAACUGAUGGGUCCCAAAAUGCUCGCUGAGACUGCAGACAUGAUUGGAGUCAAGGAGCUGAGGGACGCCUUCAAAGAGUUUGACUCUGAUGGGGAUGGCCAGAUCAGCCUUGGGGAGCUGAGGGAAGCCAUGAAGAAGCUAAUGGGGGAGCAGCUAAACCACCGCGAGAUAGACGAGAUCCUGCGAGACAUUGACCUCAACGGGGACGGACAGGUGGAUUUUGAAGAGUUUGUGCGAAUGAUGUCUCGCUGACUCUAUUGCUCUUAACAGAACACGGACCAGGCUGCACACUGUU